ACCUUCGUAGGGUUGCUAUCAGGGUUGCUAGCCAAACACUGUGGAAAGAACCUCUUUGAUACACAAGGAAUUUACCCAUUACAACCAUACCUAGACUGUAAAAACAACAUAUUUUAUCCCAUUAAGUUAUCAGUAGUACUACCGCUUCGUGUUCAGGUGUAAGUUUAUCUGAGUGAAUGCGGUAGUUCUAGCAGCUAGCACUAGAGGUUUUAACUAACGUUCGUUGUGUUCGGCUUAAACAUCAACGUUGACUAAACACAGUGGCUAUAGUCCUAGCUUCUAACGUUAACGUUAAUAACUGUUAGUGCUACACGUGUUAACGUUAGUUUGGUUAAUGUUAUUCAUAGCGAACUUAGAUAAUAUUAGAUAAUAUUAACCUAAAAAGAUUAGUUAGUCCUGAAUUUCGAAAUGUUUGUAGAAGCUAGAAUUAAAUCUUAACUCGGGACUUUUGAUUUCGAGUGAAUAAAUUAACCCAACCUGCAAAAUGUUAGAUUGGAAUGAGAUUGAAAAUGUUGAUCCAGAUGAACUGGGAAACGUCGAGGCACUUGUCGACACAUUACUUCAGGUUGAGAAGAGGGAUUUACAAGAAAAAGAAACGGCAUCUUUAGCCCAACUUUUCAGCAUAGUGCAGACUCUCCUGAAGAUAAAAUGUCAAGAACUUUUAUGUGCAUAUGAGAUGAUAGACAAGGCUGGAGUUGAUUUGGCAAGAACUGAGAAUGCAUUUCAAACCGAAGUAUCCAAACUACAGAGUGAACUGGAGAUGGUUAAUCGCUCUGCUGGGGGUAGAGAUACACGUUUCCUUCGAGAUGAAAUUCGUCAGCUGGAGAGUCACUUGCAGCGCAAGGAGAAGGAACUGGUUCAGCUGGAGAAAGAAAUGAUGAAAGAAAAGAAGGCAAAUGAGAAGCUAUCAGCCAGAGAGGAUGACAUUGAAGAUAAAAAUAGGAAACUGAAGAGAGAGAAUGAUCAGCUUCGUCAAGAUGUGGAAUUUUAUCGUAGAGAACUGGACCAGAGGGUGCCUGUUCAGUCCAAAGAAGAGGGAAUUGAGGCUCAGAGACGCUUCAACAUAACCAGCCGGCAACUUUACCAAUGUAUGGAGGAAUUACAGAGGGCAGAAGAAGAAAUUGGUCGUUUGAAGACUGACAGUCAACUGAUGAAGAGGAAUCUUGAGGUGUCUGUACGGGAGAUGGAGAAGAUGACUGAUGAGUACAACAAGAUGAAAAUAAUAGUUCAGCAGUCAGAUGCCAGCAUGGACCAGCUGCGGAAGGAUAGAGACCAUGCCAAAGCUCAGGUGAGAGAGCUAAUGGACCAAAUUCAGAGGAGGGCUGAGGAAGACGACCCAGUCAUGGCUGCAGUCAGUGCUAAAGUGGAGGAGUGGAAGAGAUUGUUAUCUGAGAAGGAUGACGAGGUCCUGGAAUACCAACAGAUGAAUCGUGACCUGAGAGAGAAGCUUAAAGCAUCACACAUGGAUUCUGAUAAGAACAACAUAUUAGCUCUCCAGCAGCUUAUUUAUGAGCUGUGUGCUGCGGUUCAAGAAAGAGACAAUCAAAUCAAGAUGCUUAGUGAUCAAGUGGAACAAUACACAAAUGAAAUGGAAAAAAACACAAAGUUAAUUGAAGAAAUGAAGAAGCCCUUGAGGAAAGAGAAAGGUCCUCUAACAACUGUGCACCUGCGGAAGAUAGAGGAACUACAGGCAAAGCUCCUUGUGGCUGAGAGAAGGGCAUUCGAGGCUGAGGAACUAGCAGAAUUAGCUGAGAAAGAUGCCAGACUCAAGGACAAGGAGCUCAGUGACACUCUUACUCGCAUAAGAGUCUAUGAGUCUGGCACAGAUGGCUUAGAAGCUGCUAUUGCUGAAAUCAAACAAUUUAAAGACCAGAUACGAAUAAGAGAUGAUGAGACGGAAGCAAUGACCAAGGAAAUCAACAAAUUAGAGAUGAGAAUGAAUGAUCUAUUGGACCAGAAUGAGGCCUUGAGAGAGAGACUUGGUCUAAACCCGGAGGGAGAGGUGGAUUUGACUGAAUUCCGAAGGUCUAAGGCUUUAAAACAAAGGCAGUAUAAAGCAGAAAAUCAAGUAUUGAUGAGAGAGAUAGAGAGACUCGAGGAGGAGAGACUUGAUCUCAAAAAACAGUUAAGAGUCAUGGUGAAAGGAAAAGGUAUGACGGUGAGCAGUGAACUUAUGGCUAACAUCUACACACAAAGAGAGCCUGCUAUUGCAUCCACAGAAGAUGACAAAGUUAAAAAAAUGAAUGAACAUCUUCGGAUGGAGCUUAAAAGCAAACAGAUAGAACUGGAGCUAGCAGAAAAGGAAUCAUCUGAAUUUAAGGCCAAACUUAAUGAACUCUUAAAUGAAAAUAAGCACCUGGAAGAAGGCAUUAAAGAGAUACUUGCAGCUUUACAGGACAGCCAGAAAAGGACACACACAGAAUUGGGAAUUAGUGUUCCCAGUUUGGAAAGACUUGUGACUGCUUUAGAAAUGAGAAAUUCAGAAGGAACGCCUGAAACCAAUCUGCAAAUUAAGAUGCAGAUUGACUAUUUAGCAGACCGAAACCAUGAACUCAGACAGGAAAUGAAAGGUGUAAGGGAGGAUUCAGCGCUGACUUUGAGAGAACUGACAACGGCCAAUGAAAAGAUUAUGCAUUUGGAGAGUGAGUUAGAAACACUGAUGAAAUCUAAUGUGAACAAAGAGGGUUUUAAGGGCUUGUUCAUUCCCGAGGAAUUGACACCAUCUAGUGUGGACACCAUCAGCUCUCUAAAUGAUUACGCUGUUCGACUUCUGCUGGAGGCUAAAGAUAAAGAAGAUAUAUGCAAACGACUCCAGGUGGCUUUAAAGGAGUAUAGAAGGAAACUAGCUGUGAUUCGGCACCAGCAAUGUCUUCUAUAUGAAGAAUACCAAAGAGAGAGAGCGGCAUGGCAGAAGGAGAGAGAGUUACUUAAGGAGGCAAAUAAUAAGUUGGAGGAACAGAAAAAGGUGGAUGAGAUGAAGGUCAAAGAGUUUACUCAUUGGCUUGAUGUCUUAGAAAAGCACCCUACAGAAAUCAAGAGAUUGAUCUCGGAGGCAGCGCGAAAGAUGACUGUGCUUCGAGUGAAUGAAAAGUCUCUAAGUAGGUAUUGCACCACUUUGCUGGAAUUGGAACAGCACCUUAGGAAGGAGAACAACAAGCUUAAAGAUGAUUUUGUUAAAAUGGAAAUUUCUGUAACUGAGAGGAUAUCUUACUUACAAAGAUAUAAGGACAUGGCUGUUUUCAAAAUGACUACAUUACAGAAGACUUUGGAUAAAAGUGUCCCUUCCUCAGAACUUGAGAAAGCCAAUAAACAGUACAUCAACCUCACUGUUAAAUAUAGAGACCUGCUGCAAAAAGACAACCAUCUAAUUCAGAGGACCACUGUGCUGGAACAUUUAGAGCAAGAGAAUGUGUCUCUUCGUGAACACAUCAGCUCCCUCAGCAAAGAACUGCAAAUCAACAAGGAGAGAGUUCAUAUCCUAGAACAAGAAUGGGAUCACAGAAACUCUCAAGAUACCAGCAGCGUUGAAAAGGCUGAGACAAACAGCCAAAUAGUGUCUGUUUCUAAAAUGAUUGCUACUUUGGAGAUGAAGGAGCUGAAUGAGAGGCAGAGGGCUGAGCACGCCCAGAGAAUGUAUGAGCACCUUCGUAAUUCUUUAAGACAAGUGGAACAACGUAAUUUUGACCUUGAGAAGAAAUUCCUGGAGGUGUCGAAGCAAAACUUGGAUGCCCAGAGAGUAGAGCAGGAGCUGCGUGAUGAGCUGGCUAACAGUGUUAGUAAUGCUGUGAAUGAUAGCAACCAGAAGUAUAUUGCUGAUCUUGAGAAGAUACACACUGAAAUGAAGAUGGAGAUAUCCAACUUGCAGGAGGUGGCCAAUGUGGCAAAAAUGCAGGUUUCUGCACUGGAGGCCAGACAGCAAUCUAGAGAAAAGGAAAUUGAGGCUCUAAGGAGACAGACCUUAGAUUAUCAGGCCCAGUCGGAUGAAAAGGCCCUCAUUGCCAAGCUCUAUCAGCACAUUGUUGCCUUGCAGUUAAGUGAAACAACUGCUCUGUGUAAGCUGGAGACCACCACUAGCCAGCUCUGUAAAGUAGAGGCUCAGUUGUUGCGUGCUGAACAGCAGUUGGAUGAAAAGGAAAAAACACUGUGGCACGUUCGACAGUAUGCUCACGGUCAAGCCAAACACCUUAGACAGACAAUACAGUCAUUGCGGAGGCAAUUUUCUGGUGCCCUGCCCCUGGCUCAGCAGGAGAAAUUUUUCCAGAUCAUGGUGCACCUCAAGGAGGAUCACAAUCAGGUGCGACAUGAGGCUCUUCAGGCGAGAGAGCAGAGAAGGAACUUCGAAAGCAAGGCAAAAGAACUGGACCUCAAAGUCAAAGGACUAGAUGACCUCAUGACCACUCUUAAGGAUACCAAAGGGGCUCAGAAGGUUAUUGAGUGGCACAGAAAAUUGGAAGAGGCCCGACUGCUGGAGUUGAAAAGUAAUAGAGAAGUUAGUAUUCAGAGGGAGGAAAUCAAAUACUUGAAAACUGUGAUAGAGGAACAAGAACGGUCCAUCAGUGCUUUGGAGGAUGAUCACAUUAAGGACAGCAAGAUUCAUGAGGAGCAUCAGUUGCUUUGGGAAGAAAGGGAGGUGGAAUUGGAGCGCCAGCUGGAGCACUAUGAGAAACAACAGAAUCAAGUUGACAAUGCUACUCAAAAGAUAAGUGGUGUUCUCCCGGAUCCAACUCUGACUGUCUUUCAGCAGCUGAAUCAUUCCCUGAGGAAAAUUAAAGAGCUCAUUCACACUGUUGCAGAGAAGCAAGCGACUUGCAAUUUGCUGGAACAGAAACUGAAAGAGAAGGAAGAAGCAUUAUGGAAAGCAGAGCAAAAUGUUCUCACUCGAGACAAGGUCAUUAAUGAGUUGCGCCUUUGCUUGCCAAACAUUGCUGAGAAGGAGAAGAUCUUAGCAACCCUCAGCAGACAGGACAAUCUUGAGAGCCAACCUGCUUUCAGAGUGGCUCAACAAACUAUAAAUAGCCUUCAGGGACGCCUGAACCAGAAAGAAGAAGUCUUGAAGAAGUACCAACAUCUUCUGGCUAGAACAAGACAAGAACAAGAAGACAUUACAAAAAAACACAAAGAAGAUAUGCAAACUCUUCAACAGAAGCUUGAACUACUUACAGAAGCUUCAUUAGGUCACCUGAAACAGACAGCUCUGGACUUAAUGAAGAAACCCUUUAUUACCAUACCAACCACAAAACACCUAGCUCGUUUAGCUGAAUUGGAGCAAACUGUGGCUGAGCAAGAAAACUCCCUCACCACCCUGAUGGAUAAGAUCAAAGAGAAGACCGCAGAGUUGGACAAACAGAGACAUAUCAUGGACAUCCAGGCCAGAAAACAUGUCAUGGAUAAAGACAAGCUGGAAGAGAGCUACAAAGCUCAGAAAAAAGUUGUACAACAGGAAGCUGAGGAACUCGGAACACAGGUUGCUCAGAUGGAGAAACAACUGCAUUGCCUUCAGACAGAGUUGGAUUCUCAGAAAGAGGCUAAUCUUCGCUCACCAAGCCAAACCAUGAAGAAUCUUGUGGAGAGCCUUAAAGCUCAGCUUUGCCUUAAGGAAAAGCAACAGAGGGUUGUCAAUGUUACAGCAUUGAGCAAGGCACUACUAGAACUGCGUGCUGAGAUGACCUCCCAUGCAGAGCAUCAAACAAUUAUCAGUGUCACACAGAGAGAAGAGGAGUUAAAUAUUCAGCAGAUUGUUGACAAACACACCAAGGAGUUGCAGGGCCGUAUACAGGAGUUAAAUGAGGAACUCUUAAAUGCAAAAGAAAGUGUAAGUGUGGCCCAGAGCAAGGAGAGUUCCAUGAGGGAGUCCCAUGAGGGCCUGGUUGUAGAACUUCAGAAGAGUCGCAGAGCUCAGAGUAAACUGCAGGCUGAGAAGACUGGCUUGGAAGACAAAGUUACUAAUCUGAAACUGAGAGUAAAAGGGCUCACCAGCAAUUUGCAGUAUCAGAAUGAAAGCGAAAAGAAAGGGUCUUCAGUAGAAGGGUUACAGCAAAGCAAAUUAGAGACAUCAGAGCCUUCAGAUGUUAUGGUUGGAAGAAAGGAUAAAGACAAGAUGUCAAAAGAAGAGAUUACAAGGUGGGAGGAAGCUAAAAAGUGGCAAGCCAAAGUGGAAAAAAUACGAAAAAUACUGAAAGAGAAGGAAAGAGAGGUGGAAACUUUGUCAAAACAGUUGAAUACAACCAAAGAUCUCUACACCAGGUUGGAGGAGGAGAAAAUUAAUCUACAAAAGAAACUAUCACGGAAUCGUGGAGUGACUACAAAUCAGGUCAUGGAAGCACGGAGUCUGGCAUCUGAAAAGGAGAAUGAGGAAUUAAGGAGGAGAAAUGCUGAGCUGGAGCAACAGAUACAAACUAUAAAACAACAACAGGCUUUGCCAAGAGAUGUUGCAAUAGAGGACCUGCACCUUAGGAACCGAUAUCUCGAAGACAAGAUACUGUGUCUGGAGAGUGAACUUUCUAGGGAACCAUCUUCACUGGUACAGCGUGCUGGGUCUCCAUCACAGAAAAAGCACAAACUACAGGCAGAAAACCUCCGGCUCUCUGCAAAAAACCUGGAGCUCUGUCUCCAACUAGAGCAAGCAACCAAAGACGUCCCCAGAUUAAAGGAUCAAGUGUCUGAUCUCAAAGACAUGUGCAAUGUUCUCAUAAAAGAGAAGGCUACAUUGGAAACUAAAUUUGAGCACAUUGGCCAGGCAGGUGGUAGUGGUAAAACAGUUCCUGAGCUGGAGAAGACCAUUGGCCUGAUGAAGAAGGUAGUGGAGAGAGUCCAGAGAGAAAAUGAGGCUUUGAAGAAGGUCUCAGCUACAGGCAUGCAGGAGCAGCUACGUACAAUUGAGCAAGAGCAUGAAAAACUAAAGUCGGAGUAUGAUAAACUCAAAGGAAAAAUGCAAAUGGAGUCAAGAAAAAUGGGGCUGGAGAAAAUUGUGAUGGAAAAUGACCAGUUAAGGAGAGACAUUAAAAAGGAGGCAGAGGCAGCAGAGAAACUGAAACUGGAAAAGGCCUGUUUAGAAGUGACCAGUCAGAAGCUUCAGUUAGAUCUGGAUGAAGCUAAUCAAAGGCUUUCUCUAGCAGAGUCUACUUCAGUAGGCGCUUUACAAUCUAAGAUUGUAACGAGAAACAUUAAGUAAUUUAUAAUUCACACUGAGACUUGUUUGUGAGUGUUUGAUACUCAAAUAACAUACUAUCCUUGCCAACACUAAAUGCAUAUUAAGAUUUGUCUUCAUGGUAUUAAUAAAAGAGACCUCAGAUUCA
Alosa sapidissima (American shad) is the source of this 7295-nucleotide messenger RNA. RefSeq names its product centrosomal protein 290 (gene cep290). The record is from RefSeq and is a predicted model, not a curated record. The transcript is spliced from 48 exons. Gene Ontology annotation, biological process: camera-type eye development; kidney development. Lineage: Eukaryota; Metazoa; Chordata; Actinopteri; Clupeiformes; Clupeidae. Bases 485 to 7171 code for a protein of 2228 amino acids.